Rotaria sp. Silwood2 is the source of this 175-nucleotide messenger RNA. The record is from the annotation of a GenBank genome assembly. Lineage: Eukaryota; Metazoa; Rotifera; Eurotatoria; Philodinida; Philodinidae.
AUGCGUAGUAGUGCUUCAAAUUCUAUGCAACAACCACAAAUACAAAUGCCAGCUUAUCAAGAUCAAUGUACUGGUUAUUAUGAACACAAUAUAUCUAUUUCUUGAUUUGCUUUUGUAUAUAAUCAAAUUUAAAUCUUCAUUGGCGUAUUUAGAUCAUUGGUAACAAGCACCACCA